This is a messenger RNA of Odobenus rosmarus divergens (Pacific walrus), 3914 nucleotides long. RefSeq names its product lysine (K)-specific demethylase 4B (gene KDM4B). Gene Ontology annotation, molecular function: histone H3K9 demethylase activity; zinc ion binding. Bases 57 to 3344 code for a protein of 1095 amino acids. Lineage: Eukaryota; Metazoa; Chordata; Mammalia; Carnivora; Odobenidae. Gene Ontology annotation, biological process: chromatin remodeling. Gene Ontology annotation, cellular component: nucleus. The transcript is spliced from 22 exons. The record is from RefSeq and is a predicted model, not a curated record.
UCACGGCCGUGGCUACAACCGGGUGUUCGAAGUGUGACAGCCUCUCUGCGGCAGCCAUGGGGUCUGAGGAUCAUGGGGCCCAGAACCCGAGCUGUAAAAUCAUGACGUUUCGCCCAACCAUGGAAGAAUUUAAGGACUUCAACAAAUACGUGGCCUACAUCGAGUCCCAGGGAGCCCACCGGGCAGGCCUGGCCAAGAUCAUCCCCCCAAAGGAGUGGAAGCCCAGGCAGACGUACGAUGACAUCGACGACGUGGUCAUCCCGGCCCCCAUCCAGCAGGUGGUGACGGGCCAGUCAGGCCUCUUCACACAGUACAACAUCCAGAAAAAGGCCAUGACGGUCGGGGAGUACCGCCGCCUGGCCAACAGCGAGAAGUACUGUACCCCACGGCACCAGGACUUUGAUGACCUGGAACGCAAGUACUGGAAGAACCUCACCUUCGUCUCUCCCAUCUACGGGGCUGACAUCAGCGGCUCUUUGUACGAUGACGAUGUGGCCCAGUGGAACAUCGGGAGCCUGCGGACCAUCCUGGACAUGGUGGAGCGUGAGUGUGGCACCAUCAUCGAGGGCGUCAACACCCCCUAUCUGUACUUCGGCAUGUGGAAGACCACCUUCGCCUGGCACACGGAGGACAUGGACCUGUACAGCAUCAACUACCUGCACUUCGGGGAGCCCAAGUCCUGGUACGCCAUCCCGCCCGAGCACGGCAAGCGCCUGGAGCGGCUGGCCAUCGGGUUCUUCCCCGGGAGCUCCCAGGGCUGUGAUGCCUUCCUGCGGCACAAGAUGACCCUCAUCUCGCCCAUCAUCCUCAAGAAGUAUGGGAUCCCGUUCAGCCGGAUCACACAGGAGGCCGGGGAGUUCAUGAUCACAUUUCCCUAUGGCUACCAUGCUGGAUUCAAUCACGGGUUCAACUGUGCAGAAUCUACCAAUUUCGCCACUCUGCGGUGGAUUGAUUAUGGCAAGGUGGCCACUCAGUGCACGUGCCGGAAGGACAUGGUCAAGAUCUCCAUGGACGUGUUCGUGCGCAUCCUGCAGCCAGAGCGGUAUGAGCUGUGGAAGCAAGGCAAGGACCUGACGGUGCUCGACCAUACCCGGCCCACGGCCCUGAGCAGCCCAGAGCUGAGCACCUGGAGCGCCUCCCGGGCCUCACUCAAGGCCAAGCUCCUACGCAGGUCCCACCGGAAAAGGAGCCAGCCUAAGAAGCCCAAGCCGGAAGACCCCAAGUCGCCAGGGGAGGGGGCCACCGGGGCCACCCUCCUGGAGGAGCCUGGCGGCCUGAAGGAGGAGGCCUCGCAGGAGGCGGACGCCGAGGAAGAGGAGGAGGAGCCCCAGCCAGCGCCACCGCAGGGUCGGGAGGCUGAGGCCACAGAAGAGGACGGGAGGGGCAAGUUGCGGCCAGCCAAGGCCAAGAGUGACAGGAAGAAGAAGGGCUGUGGCCCUCCGCACCCCCACCACCCCCUCUUGCCCCAGCUGCCACCGCCCCCAUCCACCCAGUUCCCUGCCGAGGAGGCACCCAGGCUGCCGCCCCCGCUGGAGCCCCCGGUACUGGCCCCGGGCCCUGCGCCAGCUGAAGGGAACCCCCCACCACCACCUCUCAACGUCGUGCCCCCCGAGGCACCUGGCGAGGAGCCAGAGGUGAAGCCGCGCCCCAUCAUCCCCAUGCUGUAUGUGGUGCCACGGCCCGGCACGGGGUGUGACAAGGGCCGCGUGUCCUGCCAGCAGGCCUUUGAGCACUUUGCCCAGAGGGGCCCCACCUGGAAGGAACAGGCGGCCCCCAUGGAGCUGACGGGUCCUGAGGAGGAGAGCGGAGCCAGCGAGGUGCAGGUAGGGGAGCUGCCGGCGCCGCCCACGUUCUCCAAACUGAAGAUGGAGAUCAAGAAGAGCCGGCGUCACCCCCUGGGCAAGCCGCCCACCCGCUCCCCGCUGACUGUGGUCAAGCAGGAGGCCUCGAGUGACGAGGAAGCCUUCCCUUUCUCCGGGGAGGAGGACGUGAGUGACCCCGAGGCCUUGAGGUCUUUGCUCUCCCUGCAGUGGAAGAACAAGGCUGCCAGUUUCCAGGCCGAGAGGAAGUUCAACGCGGCGGCUGCCCUGACCGAGCCCUACUGCGCCAUCUGCACCCUAUUCUACCCUUACAGCCAGUCCCUACAGACCGAGAAGGAGGCUCCCCAGGCCUCCCUCGGGGAGGGUCCCUCAGCUGCUCCUCCUUCCAAAAGUGGCCAGAAGACACGGCCGCUGAUCCCCGAGAUGUGCUUCACCUCCAGCGGUGAGAACACGGAGCCCCUCCCCGCCAAUUCCUACAUCGGGGAUGACGGGACCAGCCUGCUGAUUGCCUGUGCCAAGUGCUGCCUGCAGGUGCACGCCAGUUGCUACGGCAUCCGCCCUGAGCUGGUCAAUGAGGGCUGGACGUGUUCCCGGUGCACGGCCCACGCCUGGACUGCGGAGUGCUGUCUCUGCAACCUCCGGGGAGGAGCCCUGCAGAUGACGACUGACCGGAGGUGGAUCCAUGUGAUCUGUGCCAUCGCCGUCCCCGAAGUGCGCUUCCUGAACGUGAUGGAGCGCCACCCCGUGGACAUCAGCGCCAUCCCCGAGCAGCGGUGGAAGCUGAAGUGCGUGUACUGCCGGAAACGGAUGAAGAAGGUGUCGGGAGCCUGCAUCCAGUGCUCCUGUGAGCACUGCUCCACGUCCUUCCAUGUGACUUGCGCCCACGCCGCCGGGGUCCUCAUGGAGCCGGACGACUGGCCCUACGUUGUGUCCAUCACCUGCUUCAAGCACAAGUCAGGGGGCCACACCGUCCAGUUCCUGAGGGCCGUGUCCUUGGGCCAGAUGGUCAUCACCAAGAACCGCAACGGCCUCUACUACCGGUGCCGGGUCAUCGGCACCAGCACGCAGACCUUCUACGAAGUGAACUUCGACGACGGGUCCUACAGCGACAACCUGUACCCGGAGAGCAUUACAAGUAGGGACUGUGUCCGGCUUGGACCCCCGCCCGAGGGGGAGUUUGUGGAGCUGCGGUGGGCGGAUGGCAGCCUCUACAAGGCCAGGUUCAUUUCCUCUGUGACGAGCCACGUCUACCAGGUGGAGUUUGAGGAUGGGUCCCAGCUGAUGGUGAAGCGUGGGGACAUCUUCACCCUGGACGAGGAACUCCCCAAGAGGGUCCGGUCGCGGCUGUCGCUCAGCACGGGGGCACCUCAGGAGAACACCUUCUCGGGGGAGGAGGUGAAGGCCGCCAAGCGCCCGCGGGUGGGCACCCCGCGCGCCCCCGAGGACUCAGGGCGGAACCCGGACUACCUAGCGUUCAUGGAGAGCCUCCUGCAGGCACAGUGCCGGCCCGGGGCCCCCUUCUAGGACAGCCGGCCGCCCGGCGACCCCUCGGCCCAGCAAGGCAGGCGGCGGCGGGCCCUGGCGUUUGCUUGCUGUGAAUCCUGUCCUCGCCUCCCCCGGCCCCGAGAGGCUACCUCCACGCGCGGCCGCCCCGCUCUGCGGCGACAGGAGCGAGCGGGACGCCGGCCCGCGGCCCGGACUCAGGGAGCAGGGCCAUGCGGGCUCUGGGGGGGCCGGCCGGGGACUCGCGCCACCCCCACGACUCAGAUUCGUAAACCAUGUCAGCUCUUCUUCUCGAAAAGGUGCUACUGCAUUGCCUGCUUCCUGAGCAGCCUUUGAGAUUGUGACUUCUGUACAUACAUCACCUUUGUGAGGCUCUUUCUAUAAAUACCUAUUGUUUAAAAAAAACACACACGAGAAAAAAAGGAAAACAGAGACCAGGAAAAAAAAAAAAUCCCCAAAGUUGUUUUCUAGAUUUGUGGCUUUAACAAUGAAACAAAACAAAACAAAAAUGUUCUUUUUCUCAGAACCGAGAUAUGCCGAGGGAGAUAAAAGCAUCUCGUUUUUUGUUUGUUUGUUUGUCGUUUUAAAACC